Lolium rigidum is the source of this 1728-nucleotide messenger RNA. RefSeq names its product polyphenol oxidase I, chloroplastic-like. The record is from RefSeq and is a predicted model, not a curated record. Gene Ontology annotation, biological process: pigment biosynthetic process. The transcript is spliced from 2 exons. Lineage: Eukaryota; Viridiplantae; Streptophyta; Magnoliopsida; Poales; Poaceae. The coding region runs from base 1 to 1728 and encodes 575 amino acids. Gene Ontology annotation, molecular function: catechol oxidase activity.
AUGGAGAUCGGCACUACGAGCGUGAUACCACGGAGCGCCACCCCUCGCCCUCGCACUCCGUGCAGCCUGCAAGCCCUCGGGCGCAACCGCGCCGUCCUCCUCCGUGACGUUGCCAGGCCGCCGCGGCGUCUGACAUGCGGCGCUGCUGGUGGCGGUGGUCGCAGCGUCGACCGCCGUGACGUGCUGCUCGGCCUCGGCGGCGCCGCGGCGGCCGGCCUGGGCACGCAGCGAGGCCGAGGUGCCGCGAUCGCCGCGCCCAUCCAGGCACCGGACCUCCCCAACUGCCACCCGCCCGACCUCCCCAACACGGCGCCGGACACGAACUGCUGCCCGGCGUACGGCACCAGCAUCGUCGACUUCCAGCUGCCGCAGCAGGGAUCGACGCCGCUCCGCGUGCGGCCGGCGGCGCACCUGGUGGACGCGGAGUACCUGGCCAAGUAUGAGCGUGCGAUGGAGCUAAUGAAGCAGCUGCCGGCCGACGACCCGCGCAGCUUCGAGCAGCAGUGGCGCGUGCACUGCGCCUACUGCGACGGCGCGUACGACCAGGUCGGCUUCCCCGACUUGGAGCUCCAGAUACACAACUGCUGGCUCUUCUUCCCAUGGCACCGGUUCUACCUCUACUUCCACGAGCGGAUCCUCGGCAAGCUCAUCGGCGACGACACCUUCGCGCUGCCCUUCUGGAACUGGGACGCGCCGGCCGGCAUGACGCUACCACCGAUCUACGCCAAUACUUCCUCGCCGCUCUACGACGAGAGGCGCAACCCCGCUCACCAGCCGCCGUUCCCGCUCGACCUCGACUACGACGGUACAGACCCCAGCAUCCCGACCGACGAGGAGAUCAACCAGAACCUCAAGAUCAUGUACCGCCAGAUGGUGUCGGGCGCCAAGAAGACGCAGCUCUUCCUGGGCCAGCCCUACCGCGCCGGCGACGCGCCGGACCCGGGCGCGGGCUCCGUCGAGAACGUGCCGCACAACCCGGUGCACCGCUGGACGGGGGACCCUCGCCAGCCCAACGGCGAGGACAUGGGCAACUUCUACUCCGCCGCGCGCGACCCCAUCUUCUUCGCGCACCACGGCAACGUCGAUCGCCUGUGGCAUGUCUGGCGCGGCCUCCGCCCGGGGGCCAACGUCGACUUCGCCGACGCCGACUGGCUCGACGCCGCAUUCCUCUUCUACGACGAGGACGCCCGCCUCGUGCGCGUCCGUGUCCGCGACUGCCUCGACCCCGCCGCCAUGGGCUACGCGUACCAGGACGUCGGCCUGCCGUGGCUGGACGCCAAGCCGGCCAAGCAGUCCACCGCCACGCCCGCACCCGCCGCCGGUUCUUUCCCAGCAACUUUGGACAAGGCCGUGCGCGUGACCGUGACGAGGCCGGAGGUGUCCAGGAGCCCCGAGGAGAAGGAGGCAUCCGAAGAGGUGCUGAUCGUCGAGGGCAUCGAAAUCGCCGACCACUUCAAGUACGUCAAGUUCGACGUGCUGGUGAACGAGCCCCAGAGCGGAGCCGGGGCGGCCACAGGGUACUGCGCCGGGAGCGUCGCCCUCACGCCGCACAUGAUCCGCCAGAACAAGAAGAAAGGGUCGGUCAAGACGGUGGCCAGGUUCGGCGUCUGCGACCUCAUGGACACCAUCGGAGCCGACGGCGACAAGACGGUCGUCGUGUCGCUCGUGCCCAGGUGCGGCGGCGAGCUGGUCACCGUCGGCGGCAUCAGCAUCGGCUACGCCAACUGA